Messenger RNA from Myripristis murdjan (pinecone soldierfish), 2575 nucleotides. RefSeq names its product TNFAIP3 interacting protein 2 (gene tnip2). The record is from RefSeq and is a predicted model, not a curated record. NCBI's taxonomy places the organism in Eukaryota, Metazoa, Chordata, Actinopteri, Holocentriformes, Holocentridae. Gene Ontology annotation, biological process: positive regulation of canonical NF-kappaB signal transduction; toll-like receptor 2 signaling pathway; cellular response to lipopolysaccharide. Bases 311 to 1726 code for a protein of 471 amino acids. Gene Ontology annotation, molecular function: K63-linked polyubiquitin modification-dependent protein binding. The transcript has 6 exons.
GCACUUAUGAUAUGUAUGUUUGUGCGUCUGUUCCAUUUGUGCUAAUAUAAAACCUUUCGCCUGCCAGUGAUGGGCGAUGGUGAAUCGCUCAGAGCAGGCAGGGCUCAAUUUGACGAAGCUCAAAAAGUACGUGGGGAAGUCCCCUAGGAAAUCCCCAGAAGUGUCGGAAAUAUUAUCGUCGAGACUGGUGCGCCACAGCUCCAACACAGUUGCUAUGCUCGGUCCAUGUCUGAAGACCUAACGCCAGAGCAGAGACGUCAAAUGCUGGAUUAUUAAAAGUUGAUCUUGUGUCAUAUCUGCGAAGCUUGCAAUGGAUAGCGUCAAUUGUCUAAACAUGGAUACCGACAUGCUGAAAGACAAAAUCCGGAGCUACAACACGCUGAAUACGAUGUAUCACGAAACGCGUCAAGAGAUUGACAUUUUGAACAAGCAAAUCUACAUGAAGGACAACUUAAUUGCAGAUUUAAAGGCCAAGUUGGGGAGAUAUGAGAGGAUCUGCAUCGGUGUGGAGGAUAACGAUCCUGUGGUCCUCGGGCCGUCCAAGUCUUUGUUGGAGAGCUUGUGUAAAGAAAUCUGCAAACUGAAACAAAAGAGAAACGAAGCAGAGGUCAAAGCAUCUCGCCAGGCAGAAAUCAGCCAACAAGAGAUCCAGAGGGUGCGUGUGCAGCUCAAAGAGAAGGAGAGGGAGCUGGAGAGCGUCAGGUGUCAGCCGGACCAUGAGAAGGAUCAGGAGAUCCAGAGGCUGCGCUCUGCCCUGGAGGAGCGAGACCGGGCCGAGGCCACCAGGGCCGUGCUCUGCAACUCCCUGGCCGAGGAGGCCGAUCAGCUGCGCGGCCAGCUGGGUGCCACAGUAAAGGUGUGUCAGGAGCUGCUGGCCAGGCUGGAGAGAGAGAAGAAGGGAGGAGCAGUGGAGGAGAUGCCACUGCAACAGAAAGCCAGAGAGAUGACGGAGUCUGUCAAUGCUCAGAUCUGCCAACUUCAGGAGGAGAAUCAUCAGCUAAAGCAGCGAGUGGCAUAUGUGGAAAGUCUGAAUGCUAAAUGGCAGAAGUAUGAUUCCAGCAGGGAGGAAUAUGUUCGAGGGUUAUGUCAGAGGCUGAAGGAGACCAGCACCCGCAUCAUGUCCAGUUCUGGUCCAGGAGCAGCGGGGCCUGAGCACAGGGCCGGGCUAGGCUUGGUGUCUGGUCUGGGCCCCGUCAGCAGCGGAUUGCUUCAUCAGGAGAUUUCCAGGCUGAAUGGCCUGCUGGAGGAGAAGAUGAGCGAGUGUGUGAGGCUGGGCCGGGAAGUGGAUGAGAUAAGGAGGCGAGACCAAGAGCGGAUUCAGACACUGGAGCAGCAGGUUCUCAUCUACACAGAGGACUUUAAGUCAGAGCGGGCUGACAGAGAGAGAGCACAGGGCCGCAUCCAAGACCUGAAGGACGAGAUUAUUCAGUUGCAGCAGCAGCUGCACAAACAGGGUGCAAGUAGAGAGAACCGAGAUGCCGCACCUGUGUGUCGCGUCCACAUUGGACACAGAAUCACUUCCAGGCGGCACAAAGACUCUGCAGAACACUUGAGGAGAACCGGUGUGGAGCCGCCGAAACAACCCGCGGCAGCAACAACGCCAAACCUGGCCUGGAAUGAAUGUCAAGGCUUGUCAGAGCUACAGUGCCCGAGAUGCCUCACCACGUUCGACGACAGGGAUGCAGCCGAGUACCUGAAUCAUUGCGAAGAGUGCGCCAAGUUGUGAGUGGUACAACCCCCGUUUGGAUAAUAAGACAAUUCAAUGUUGCUGACAAUAACCGAACACUGAAGAACAGCACUACAUGUCAGAGAAACGUUUUUGAUUCAGAAAGACUUGACUACAGUUUAAACUAGUCCAUGUAAUGUGUUUUUGUAGAUCACGAUACAGAAUUGUACAUCCCAGAGUUCCCCUGGUUUCAUCGUGCCUCUCUUAGCCCAAGUAUAGUUUCUUUUGAAUGCUGUGCUCUGUGUGGCGAGGCAAGGGGUUGUACUUGUGGCAAAGUGGAUGUCAAUGCAAUAUAUGAAUGUCAUAUACCUCAACUUUGCAUCAAAUUAUCAAACCUGUUGCACUUUGACUUUUAGCCAAAAACUGAUCGUAGAGAUUUGUGAUGCAUAAGCUUCUUAUCUGGAUCUAGACGUCUGGUUGACAAUUUGGUGCUAUUGUGUUUUUUUUGGUUUUUUUUUUGAUUGAGCUUUACAUGUUUCUUGUCUGUAAAUUAUGUAUUCUUAAUAAUGGAAUGAAAAUAUAUCACAGUAUUAUAUUAAUAUUUAUUCUCUUCACAUAAGUACUUUUUCGCAAAAAGGCAACUCCUUACAGUGCAAUGUAAAAAUUAAAAAAAAAGUGCCUUUUUCACCAUUUUCAUUUAACAGGAUCAUGUUUUGUCCGUAAGGGUAAGCUUUUGGGGUCAAGCAGUCAAACACACAGCAUCUGGAAAAAAAGAAAAAAAAAGUUUUGCGAUACACUAUUUGAAACAGUGUAUGUAGAGAUGCCAUCUGAACUGACAAAUUGCUUUUUUAAAUUGGGUGCUGUUCCUGUUAUUUUUUUUUUUCUUGAGCUUGCAUAGAAUAUUUUUAU